AUGAAGUCCUCACUUAAGCUCGCAGCGGCGACUAUGCUAGCCAGCAGCGUCUCCGCGCAGUUCGUUCCCGCCCCAACAGAUCUCAUUGAGAAGCUCGGCUUUGCGAACAUCACUGUACGGUACAAGGAAGUCCCAGCAGGAAUUUGCGAGCAGGACCCCAACGUCAAGAGCUACUCUGGAUAUGCCGACAUUGCAGAAGACCAGCACCUUUUCUGGUGGUUCUUUGAAGCGCGUAACCAAGAUCCCACCACUGCACCCUUGACCGUGUGGAUUAAUGGUGGACCCGGCUCGUCUUCGAUGAUUGGACUCUUCCAGGAACUUGGACCUUGUGGUGUUGGACCAGACCUGAAACCUUUCAACAAUCCCUAUUCCUGGAGCAAUGCGAGCAAUAUGCUCUUCAUUGAUGAACCUUCGACUGUCGGACUCUCGUACAGCAUACCUAUUCCAGGUUACAAGGACAACGACGGCAAUAUUAUCCAGCUGCCGAAUGCGACUUGCCCAGAGUACGCGGAAGCAUACGGCACAUGCGCUACAUACUCCAAGCCACUGAUUCAAUCGGUUCCGAACAAGACUGAGGAUGCCGCAUCAGGCAUGUGGAAGACUCUGCAGGGUUUCAUGGGCGCCUUCCCACAAUACUCUCGAAAUGGGUUCAGCUUCACCACUGAGAGCUAUGGCGGUCACUAUGGGCCCGUGUUCAAUUCCUAUAUCCUCGAUCAGAACGCGAAGAACAUCUCCGGCACGAAACAUAUCAACCUUGAGAAUGUUCUUAUUGGCAACGGCUGGUUCGACCCCUUGAUUCAGUAUGAAGCCUACUACAAGUUUGCCAUGGGUGGUAAUACAUACGACUAUAUGCCGUAUAACGCAUCGGUCAUUGCCGAGUGGACAAACAACCUGUACGGCGAGGGUAAUUGUCUCGACCAGACCAAGGCCUGUCGCGCCACUGGCUCGAACGCGGUAUGCUCCGCUGCAGACAACUUCUGCUAUGCUAAGGUCGAAGCCCCUUACGACAUCUACUCCGGUCGCGAUGAGUACGACAUGCGUGAGCUGACCCCGGACCCAUUCCCAUACAGCUACUACGUUGAGUAUCUAAACACACCGGAGGUACAAAAGGCCAUUGGCGCGUAUCAAAACUUCAGCGAGAGCUCCAGCACCGUGAGCACGGCCUUUGGCAACACGGGAGAUGACGACCGAGAGUCUGGUACCAUCGAGGCGUGCCGUAAGCUUCUCAAAGCUGGUGUCCAGGUCAUUCUGUACUAUGGCGAUGCUGAUUACAACUGCAAUUGGCUCGGCGGGCAAGAGGUUGCCAAGCUGAUCAACGCGACUGGAUACACCGAAGCCGGCUUCACCAACAUCUCCACCUCUGACGGCGUGGUCCACGGUCAGGUCCGACAGUCUAACCUCUUCUCGUUCGUCCGCAUCUACGAGUCCGGCCACGAAGUACCUUUCUACCAACCGCUAGUUGCGCUCGAGCUCUUCGAACGCGCUUUGAACCAGAGCGACAUCGAGACAGGCACGAUCUGUGUCAAGGAUCAAGAGGGCUACAAGACUGUUGGCACGCCGACAAGCGAUUACCGAGAGGGUAAUGCGACGAUUCAGUUUGAGAUUACGCCGAGCAAUGCGACGUACAACGUGGAGUUGAAUGCGCCGGAUGCAGUCCCUACGUGGGCUGCGGGCGUUGAGAAAAGGGGUUCGGGUGAGAAGAGGGCGUUGAAGCAGGCGAGGAGCUUUUUGGGGAGACCGAGAAACUCUAAGGGUGGAAAGAGGCCGGCUUGA
Messenger RNA from Paraphaeosphaeria sporulosa, 1773 nucleotides. RefSeq names its product carboxypeptidase S1. Gene Ontology annotation, molecular function: serine-type carboxypeptidase activity. Lineage: Eukaryota; Fungi; Ascomycota; Dothideomycetes; Pleosporales; Didymosphaeriaceae. The record is from RefSeq and is a predicted model, not a curated record. Gene Ontology annotation, biological process: proteolysis. The transcript is spliced from 2 exons. Gene Ontology annotation, cellular component: fungal-type vacuole. The coding region runs from base 1 to 1773 and encodes 590 amino acids.